Messenger RNA from Tribolium castaneum (red flour beetle), 1097 nucleotides. RefSeq lists its product as uncharacterized. The record is from RefSeq and is a predicted model, not a curated record. The coding region runs from base 145 to 957 and encodes 270 amino acids. The transcript has 3 exons. Lineage: Eukaryota; Metazoa; Arthropoda; Insecta; Coleoptera; Tenebrionidae.
CAAUGAGUAGGAGUGCUGCAGUUGGUGGGAGAAUCAGCAUCCUCCUCAUCCUGCAGAUACUUUAUUUCAAUUCUGAGGCUUAUGCCGGUUGUGUGUGAGGUUUUUAAUCACUAAUUGUAACAAAUAAUUAAUUCACACAGAAAAAUGUCGAACAGACCGAUCCUCAGCAGACCCCGAACCCGCAUCUACGACGCCAAUUACAACAUUGGCCAAAACUAUUACAGAUCGGCUUUGGACAGCAUAGACCGCAAAUACUCACCUCGAGCUCCCUCUCCUCUGCGGCCCUCAAUCGCUCGUGACAUCCUCGAUCGUCAUGACGAAGCUUUCGCCGACGAAGACUUGGCAACUUCUCGUCUCCGAGCCGAAAAAACAAUCCGACAAAACCACCUUUUCGACUCCCGUGGAGGACGCAUUGCUCAGCGUGCUUUAGAUUUAGUUGAAAAUGACAUAGACGAAGAGACUGCUUCGACUUUGAAACGCAUCAGAGCCAACAAGAAAGUGCAUAUGCUCGAUGACUCCGACUUUGACAGUACCGUCGACAACAUUAACUCACACCGUCUGUUGGAACGGUCCGAAAAGGCGCUCCGAAGCGUCGGUCUUAACGAAAACUCACGUCGGGCUUUGGACGAAGACGUUUCCAUCAAGCGACGUUCGCUCAAAGUUUCGUUCGAAAACGAGACCCAAAACGGGGACAUGGUGAAGUGGAGUCCUCUCCAGCAACGUUCCGAUGAGAGGGAGAGUGCUGCUGCCAUAAGGGCACGCAAAUCAAGGGACAGGAUUCUUGAUUUGGAGGACGAAAUGGCCGCAAUGACCGAAAAGCAAGCAGCAAGGGAGCGCAGAGCGGCUAGGUUUAAGGCAUUGGUUGCUGAAAGCACGGAACAAACUGAAGCGGCACAAUCGGCCCUUCAAGCGAUUAGCUUUAAGUCCAGGAGGGAACAAAGGACCUUGGAGGAGUAAGGGCUCCGAUAGGGCUUGUAGAAAGAAUUGAUUUGCGAUCGUGUAUUGUUCGUUUUUGUUAUCAGCAUUUUCUUAUUGUUCUGCUUCAGGUAAAUAUAAUUUAUGUAUAAUGAGAAAUAAACUGUAAUUUACGAACUAAA